GCUUCUGCAAACAGGAACAGGAAAGCGUCGCGGCCAGUGUUUCCCAAACAGCUCCGUCCACGCGUGGGGUAAAUGCUCAGGCCUGCGAGGCCUCAUAGGACAGAACUAUAUCAAGAUACUCCAUCCACAUGCUGGCCUAUUGUAUAUUCACCAGAUUACAACAUUUCAUUUCUGGGCCUGGAGAAACUGCAUCCAUUUGAUGCUGGAAAAUGGGGGAAAAUAAUACAUUUCUUGAAAGAAGCAAAGUUAAUUACAGAUGACUUGAUUGUACAGGCUCAAGAGGCAACCGAAGAGGAUCUUUUAGUAGUUCACACAAGACAUUACUUGAAUCGAUUAAAGUGGUCAUUUGCAGUGGCUACGAUUACAGAAAUCCCUCCAGUCCUUUUUAUGCCAAAUUUCCUUGUUCAGAGGAAAGUGCUCAGGCCUCUGAGAACCCAAACAGGAGGAACGAUAAUGGCAGGGAAACUGGCUAUUGAGCGAGGAUGGGCAAUUAAUAUUGGUGGUGGCUUCCAUCACUGUUCAAGUGAUAGGGGUGGAGGCUUCUGUGCAUAUGCUGAUAUUACAUUGACUAUAAGGUUUUUAUUUGAAAGAGUAGAAGGAGUUUCAAGGGCAACUAUUAUCGACCUGGAUGCACAUCAGGGAAAUGGACACGAAAGAGACUUCUUGGAAGACAGGAGAGUAUAUAUUAUGGAUGUUUACAACAGGUAUAUUUAUCCAGGAGAUGGACUUGCUAAACGAGCCAUAAAACGGAGAGUUGAAUUGGACUGGGGUACAGAAGACACUGAAUACCUUCAAAAAGUAAAAACUCAUGUGGAAGGUGCACUGAAUGAAAUGAGACCAGACAUCAUUAUCUAUAAUGCUGGAACUGAUAUUUUGGAUGGCGACCCUCUGGGAGGCUUAGCUAUUUCACCUGAGGGCAUUAUAGAAAGAGAUGAAAUUGUGUUCAGAGCUGCUCGAAAGCACAGAAUCCCUAUCCUGAUGGUGACAUCUGGGGGCUACCAGAAGAGGACUGCACGAAUUAUUGCUGAUUCUCUCCUGAAUUUGCACCACCUCGGUUUGAUUGAUCAUGAACUUGCAGCCUAGGAGGCUGGAAGCACUAAGGUAGAACUAAUGAGCAAGGAACAUAAGGAAGACCAUCUGGCCUCUCAGUAAAAGAGGGGAAUUUGGGAUCCCUGCAUAAUACACAAUUAUAAUUGUUUAAUAUUUAAACCAUGAGAUGAGGAAUAUCCCAAGUUCUCAUAGAAUUAAUACACUAAUGGAGACAGAUACUUAGUAGUAUCCUACUUGCUUUCCAGGGACAACCUCAUGAGGGUUGGUUGCCAACACAACUUCUUCCAGUUCUUUUAAAUGCUGUUUUAUGAACUUAACACUGCCCUAACAUCUGGAAUGGCUUGCUCUGGUCUAAGUAAAGAAAUGAGCAGUACAUUUUCUUACCUCACAUAAUCUGGCUCUUCAAAUAAAAUUCGCAUUGUUUAAGGAAGGCAAGAAUUUCUGCAAGCGAUUAAAGGAACAUUUUGAAAGCUAGAGAAGAAUUACUUUCUGGAGGACAGUCAAGAUAAUGGAAACAUGAACAUACUGCAAAGCAAACUGAACAUGUGUGUAGCAUUGUAAUGUCUUCCAAUUAUUUUUAAAUAAAAUUCUAGUGGGAAAAUGGAAAGAUUUAAAUUCUUCAUCUGAAAGGGUGGUCAGUAUGAGUAUCUUUUUGAUCAUCUGAAAUAUGAUUAUAAUUCAAAACUACAGGCAAGAUAGUGUAGCACUGCUAGAUUUAAAUCUAUUCGUUUUUUCCACUCUUUCCAGAAGUAUAUAACAGAAUAAUGGUGUGUUUCUUAUUUUCACUGAUGAUUUAGGAUUAUAUGCACUAAAAAUAACAAAUAAAUGUAAGAGUUUAUCACUGAUUUAAAAUACAAUACCAAGUAGCGCAUAGAUUGUAACAAAAUGUAUGAAGUAAUUUGCUCCAGAUUUAAUAGCAAAGAGAUAAAAUAAUUGCUACCACUUUUUUUAAACUGGUGCCUAUCAAAAUUGCAUGAUUGAGACAUACUUGUUCGAUAAAAUCAAAGUUCAGUGUUGUAAUAUUCAAUCAUUAUCUUUGGUUAUAGAUUUCAUUGAUAAUAACUUGUAUUUCUUUAUAAUGGUACGACUUCAAUGAAUUCUGAAGCCUGGAAAAACUAUACAUGUAAAGUAAAAAUUUAAAUGUUUUUUUCCCCACUUCAUUUCUAGAGAGAGUACAUAUUUUUUUUAGAGGGAUAGGACAUGCAAUAGUUUCUUUUUAAAUUGCAGGAAGCUAUUCUACUAUGUAAACAUUAAGUGCUUUCUUUAAAAUGGCUCAACCCUUAUCAUUCAAAACUAUUUUUUUUUUUGAAGAAGUAGUUCCCAAGAAGGGAAAACUUGCCUCUAGUCUCAGGAGCUUUUAUUAUUAGAGUUGAUUAAUGGUCAGAAAAUGAGAAGCAAUGGAAUUGAUUUGUAUGUAUGUCUACAGGUCCUACAGAACUUAAAGGCUCCUCUUGUGGUACACAAAAUAAUGCUGUGAAAUUAAUGGAAAUAAAUUAUAGGAAAGGUGGAGGAGUAUUUGAGGAGCGCCAAAGGAUGUUAAUUCUCAGUGGCUUUGGUGUUUGCCAGAGUCUGUACAUCAUUACUGAAAUUGAAAUGCAGUAAAAGCUGUGGGGGCGCAGUGGUUAGAGUGCAGUAUUGCAGGCUACUUCUGGCUGACUGCUGGCUGACUGCAAUUUGGCAGUUCGAGUCUCACCGGCUCAAGGUUGACUCAGACUUCCACUCUUCCAUGGUUGGUAAAAUGAGGACCCAGAUUGUUGGGGUCAAUAUACUGACUCUGUAAACCGCUUAGAGAGGGCUGUGAAGCACUGUAAAGUGGUAUAUAAGUCUAAGUGCUGUUUCUAAAAGACAUGCUGCAGAUUCUAAUAUAUUCCAAGCUCCAAAUAAGCUAACAUAGGUAUUCUUCAAAAAUGAUAAUUAUAUUAGUUAGGUGCUUAGUUAAACCUUUGCCCUGAAAAAAGAUUAACUAAUACAAAACAAAACAAAAAACAACCUGCCAUAAAUUUACUGGAAUGAUAAGAGCCGUGGUGAUACAGUGGUUGGAAUGCAAUAUUGCAGGCUAACUCUGCCAACUGCCAGCAAUUUGAUCCUGACUCAGCCUUCCAUUCUUCUGAGGUCAGUAAAAUGAGGACCCAGAUUGUUGGGGGGCAAUAUGCUGACUCUGUAAUCUGCUUAGGGAGGGCUGUAAAAGCACUGUGAAGCAGCAUAUAAGUCUUCAGUGCUAUUGCUACCUUGAAGUUGGAAUGUGCAGUGGGAAACAGAUAGAACUCUCCACCAUAACAGCCAUCCAUGCAGUCAUUCUAUGAAAUCAUCUGCAAUACUGUUGAAAUUGCCAAUAAAUCCACUAGCCUGAAAAGAUUGUCUGCUCCCGAAAUACAAAAUCAAAUACAUCCCAGUGCAUUCGUUUACUGUAAGUGUCAUUAUGCUAAAUUAGCUUUUUUUUUUCAGAAUAGGCAACAUUGCAACUGAAGUGCAUCUUUUGGUAACAAAAUACCCAGGUUCAAUUUCAUAGAUACAGUGCAUAUAGCAUGGUCAUGGAAUGUCAAUGUAUGACAAGGGUUAGAAUAAAUUGCUUGCAGGACUUGAGAAAUAAUGUAAUAGAGCAACUCAAACGGAGUUAAUUUUAAAUCUCAACCAGAGGUACGUUGUAAUA
Molecule: messenger RNA, 3700 nt
Organism: Notechis scutatus (mainland tiger snake)
Lineage: Eukaryota; Metazoa; Chordata; Lepidosauria; Squamata; Elapidae
Source: RefSeq, a predicted model, not a curated record